AUGACAGUAGAGGACACUGCUGCACCCGCCGCUUCAACUCCCAUUGUGCCCGUCGUCGCCUCACCGCCCACCUCGCCGCCGGCCAAGCGUGUUAAGACCAUGUCUGCCGAGCCGAAUGCAGCAACGAUCGCGUUGAUUGCGGAUUCUCUUGAUGCUCCGCCAUAUGUCCCAGCCGCUCCCUCGCCCGACAUCUCGCUGCAGAUCCAGAAGCUGUCGCCCGAGGCUCGCCUGCCGACACGCGGCUCCGCAUUUGCCGCCGGCUACGACCUGUACGCCGCCCGGGCGAUCACGAUUCCGCAUCUAGGCAAAGCCCUCGUCGACACAGAUCUGGCCAUUGCCGUCCCUCCUGGGACGUAUGGCCGCAUCGCUCCGCGCUCCGGACUCGCUGCUAAACACUUUAUCGACACCGGCGCCGGCGUCAUCGAUGCCGAUUACCGCGGUCACGUGCGUGUGCUGCUCUUCAACCAUGACCCCGUCAACGACUUUGCCAUCGCUGCUGGCGACCGUGUCGCCCAGCUCGUGCUGGAACGCAUUGUCACCCCCGACAUCGUCGAGGUCGCCCAACUGGACGCCAGCGUGCGCGGUGCCGGUGGCUUCGGCAGCACCGGCGGCUUUGGCAGCGGUGCCACCGCUCCCCAGGCAUCUGCUUAG
This is a messenger RNA of Grosmannia clavigera kw1407, 651 nucleotides long. RefSeq names its product deoxyuridine 5-triphosphate nucleotidohydrolase. NCBI's taxonomy places the organism in Eukaryota, Fungi, Ascomycota, Sordariomycetes, Ophiostomatales, Ophiostomataceae. Gene Ontology annotation, molecular function: magnesium ion binding; dUTP diphosphatase activity. The record is from RefSeq and is a predicted model, not a curated record. The coding region runs from base 1 to 651 and encodes 216 amino acids. Gene Ontology annotation, biological process: dUMP biosynthetic process; dUTP catabolic process. The transcript has a single exon.